Molecule: messenger RNA, 795 nt
Organism: Cladophialophora yegresii CBS 114405
Lineage: Eukaryota; Fungi; Ascomycota; Eurotiomycetes; Chaetothyriales; Herpotrichiellaceae
Product: pre-rRNA-processing protein PNO1
Exons: 1
Coding region: 1-795 (264 amino acids)
Cellular component (GO): nucleolus
Molecular function (GO): RNA binding
Source: RefSeq, a predicted model, not a curated record
AUGCCUGCACCAACAGCCCUGCAGCGCGCUCCCGCUGCCCUUGGAGAUUCAGAACCGAACGAGAUCUCACUACCAACUACCACACACGAUGAAGAACAAGACCUCGACAUAAUGACAGAGCCAAAGCUACAACCCUCUCCUCCACAGAGACCAGCCGAACCAGACUCAUCCAUGGAAGUAGAUGAAGAAGGCCGGUCACGCUUCCUGCCCGCCACCACCUCCUCAUCUUCCCCCUCGGACCCAGCAAUCCGAAUCCAGUCCCGCAAGGUUCCCAUCCCACCGCACCGCAUGUCGCCGCUCAAGACGUCCUGGCCGAAGAUCUACCCGCCUCUAGUCGAGCACCUCAAACUCCAGGUGCGCAUGAACAUCAAGUCCAAAGCCGUCGAACUGCGCACCUCGAAGUUCACCACCGACGCCGGCGCACUGCAGAAGGGCGAGGAUUUUGUCAAGGCAUUUACCUUGGGAUUUGACGUCGACGACGCCAUAGCGCUGCUCCGGCUCGACGAUCUGUACAUUGAGACGUUUGAAAUCAAGGAUGUCAAGACCCUGCAGGGCGAGCACUUGGGCCGCGCGAUCGGGCGGAUAGCAGGCAAGGACGGGAAGACCAAGUUUGCAAUCGAGAAUACUAGUAAGACGAGGCUUGUAUUGGCUGACUCCAAGAUCCACAUUCUCGGUGGCUUCCAGAAUAUCAGGAUUGCGAGGGAGGCGGUCGUGAGUUUGAUCCUUGGCGCGCCGCCGGGCAAGGUUUAUGGGAAUUUGAGGACAGUAGCGAGUCGAAUGAAGGAGAGGUUUUAG